Messenger RNA from Schizophyllum commune H4-8, 446 nucleotides. RefSeq lists its product as uncharacterized. The coding region runs from base 22 to 252 and encodes 76 amino acids. Lineage: Eukaryota; Fungi; Basidiomycota; Agaricomycetes; Agaricales; Schizophyllaceae. The transcript has 2 exons. The record is from RefSeq and is a predicted model, not a curated record.
GUCCGCCUAUAGCGUCGCCGCAUGGACUCCCCGCCUGCGCCAAAGUGCACGCCCAUGGUCCUGUGUACUGCUGCUAGCCCCACAGGAAGUACGGGGAGCUCUCAAUGCAGCGAUCUCGUCGGAUGCACUGACCACGCGGAUGCCGUUGCGCCGGCCGAAGAACGCACGAGUAGCUCGCAAUCCCACACUUGCAAAACCAACCACCUGAACAGUACGCAUCUUCCACUCAUUCCUCGCUCGUUUCCGCUGUGAUUCCGCAGCUCGGCUCGGAUAGUGUCAGCAUGCACGUAACGCUGAAAUGCGCCCUCGAAGGCUGGAAGAUAGCGCUGCCGUCACGCCCGUCGACACGCUUUCCGCGCUUAGAGGCGAAUUUUGCCCCUCCCCGAGCCCCCCGAGGCGCCAUGAACUGCGCGCUGUAUGUCAGAAACAUACUGUAUAUUUUCCGC